Suricata suricatta (meerkat) is the source of this 2551-nucleotide messenger RNA. RefSeq names its product lactoperoxidase (gene LPO). The record is from RefSeq and is a predicted model, not a curated record. The coding region runs from base 109 to 2244 and encodes 711 amino acids. Gene Ontology annotation, biological process: response to oxidative stress. NCBI's taxonomy places the organism in Eukaryota, Metazoa, Chordata, Mammalia, Carnivora, Herpestidae. The transcript has 14 exons. Gene Ontology annotation, molecular function: thiocyanate peroxidase activity; heme binding.
UCUGGGCCUUUCCCAGAAAUAAAUUGUGGGUGGAAGCUGUAAAACACCAGUUCUUCCGAGCAGAAUAACUCCACUGGCUGCCACCAGAGGCCAAGGCACUUGGCAGCAAUGCAGGUCCUCCAUCUCCCAGUCCUUUUAGGUUUCCUGACCUUGCUCCAGGCUGCAGCAUUGGCUACAAAUGCACAGACCAGCACAACGGCUGCCAUCUCUGAUGCUGUGAAUCAGGUCAAGGUCCAAGUCAACAAGGCCUUCCUGGAUUCCCGGACCAGGCUGAAGACUGCCCUGAGCUCAGAGGCGCCCACCACUCGACAGCUCUCGGAGUACCUCAAGCAUGCCAAAGGCCGGGCGCGCACAGCCAUCCGCAACGGGCAGGUGUGGGAGGAGUCCUUAAGGAGGCUGAGGCAGGAAGUGGCCUUGACCAAUGCCACAGAACCCAGCCUGGACUUGACUGCACUGUCCUGGGAGGUGGGCUGUGGUGCCCCCGUUCCUGUGGUGAAAUGUGACAAGGACAGUCCUUACCGAACCAUUACAGGAGACUGUAACAACCGGAGGAACCCCGCUCUGGGCGCCGCCAACAGGGCGCUGGCGCGCUGGCUGCCCGCCGAGUACGAGGACGGGCUGUCCCUGCCCUUCGGGUGGACGCCGGGGAGGACGCGGAACGGCUUCCCGCUCCCGCUGGCCCGCGAGGUUUCCAACAAGAUUGCAGGCUACCUGAGUGAGGAGGGUGUUCUGGACCAAAACACGUCCUUGCUCUUCAUGCAGUGGGGUCAAAUUGUGGACCACGACCUGGAUUUUGCCCCCGACACUGAGCUGGGCAGCAGCGAGUACUCCAAAGCCCAGUGUGACAAGUACUGUAUCCAGGGAGACAACUGUUUCCCCAUCAUGUUCCCUCCCAAUGACCCCAAGGUGAAGACUCAAGGGAAGUGCAUGCCUUUCUUCCGAGCUGGGUUCGUCUGCCCCACUCCACCUAACCAGUCCUUGGCUCGAGAUCAGAUUAACGCUCUGACCUCCUUCCUGGAUGCCAGCUUUGUAUACGGCCCUGAGCCCAGCCUGGCCAGCCGCCUUCGAAACCUCAGCAGCCCCCUGGGCCUCAUGGCUGUGAACCAGGAGGUCUGGGACCACGGACUGGCUUACCUGCCCUUUGACAUCAAGAAGCCAAGCCCCUGUGAGUUCAUCAACACCACUGCCCGAGUGCCCUGCUUCCUGGCAGGAGAUUCCCGAGCCUCAGAGCACAUCUUGCUGGCCGCUUCCCACACCCUCUUUCUCCGAGAGCACAACCGGCUGGCCAAAGAACUAAAGAAACUCAACCCUCACUGGGAUGGGGAAAAACUCUACCAGGAAGCCCGGAAAAUUCUGGGAGCCUUUGUACAGAUUAUUACCUUUAGGGACUACCUACCCAUUGUGCUCGGUGAUGAAAUGCAGAAGUGGAUCCCUCCAUACCAAGGCUACAACCAAUCUGCUGACCCCCGAAUCUCCAAUGUCUUCACCUUUGCCUUCCGUUUUGGACACUUGGAGGUCCCUUCCACUAUGUCCCGCCUGGAUGAGAAUUAUCAGCCUUGGGGUCCAGAAGCAGAGCUCCCCCUGCACACCCUCUUUUUCAACACCUGGCGGAUGGUCAAAGAGGGUGGAAUUGACCCUCUGGUCAGGGGCCUGCUGGCCAAGAAGUCCAAGCUGAUGACUCAGAAUAAAAUGAUGACAGGAGAGCUGCGCAGCAAGCUUUUCCAGCCCACUCACAAGACCCAUGGCUUCGAUCUGGCCGCCAUCAACAUACAGCGCUGUCGAGACCACGGGAUGCCUGGGUACAACUCCUGGAGAGGCUUCUGUGACCUCUCGCAGCCCCAGACACUCAAGGAGCUGGACGCUGUGCUGAAGAACAAAAGGCUGGCUAAGAAGUUACUGGAUCUCUAUGGGACCCCUGACAACAUCGACAUCUGGAUCGGGGCAAUUGCUGAGCCCCUGGUAGAGAGGGGCCGAGUGGGGUCUCUCCUGGCCUGCCUCCUGGGGAAGCAGUUCCAGCAGAUCCGUGAUGGAGACAGAUUCUGGUGGGAGAACCCUGGGGUCUUCACAGAGAAGCAGCGAAACGCUCUACAGAAAAUGUCCUUCUCACGCCUUGUCUGUGACAACACCCGCAUCACCAAGGUCCCACGGCAUCCAUUCCAGGCCAACAACUACCCCCAAGGCUUUGUGGAUUGUUCAGCCAUUGACAGGCUGGACCUUUCACCCUGGGCCUCAGUGAAGAAUUAGAGGUCCAGAUUUCCACGAUGCCAUUUCAGCUCUGGCCCUGUCCUCCUGGGCCCAGCCCUGAUGUCCCUGCUCUGGGAAAUUGGCUCUGUGAAGCCAGGACUGAGAAGGAAUCUACUACCUUGAGGGCCUCUGAACCACCGUGCCAGGCUGUAGGGAUGCAAGAUCCAGAGGUGUCCUGUCAUCUGGAAAAACCUACUUUACUUUCCCAUCACACUUCUGUUCUUUCUCUCCUUGGGAGUGUUUUGUUCCUGACACACAGUGAGCAUGUGACAAAUACUUGUGAGAGCAAUACAUGAACAUAAGAGCC